AUGUUAACAGAAAUUAAUCCCCAACAAUCUAUGAUUUCACUAGCUUCUCAAAUGAAUCAAGAUGGAGAACUUGAUCCAGAAUCAGCCAAUAAUUUGGUUGAAAGAGAUGAUGCAUUUGAUCCAGAAAUGCACUAG
Racocetra fulgida is the source of this 135-nucleotide messenger RNA. The record is from the annotation of a GenBank genome assembly. NCBI's taxonomy places the organism in Eukaryota, Fungi, Glomeromycota, Glomeromycetes, Diversisporales, Gigasporaceae.